GACGGUGAGCCGGAGGAGUCAGUCGUAGGGGCGAGCGGGAGCGAUCCUGUCGGCAAACAGGUCAUGAGUGCCCAGUGAGCCCCCUGGACACCAGGACAGCGCCAGGUCUAGUGCGAUGGAUGCCGAGAAGAAACCAGAGAGUGACGAGGACGAAGAUGUACACAAAGAAGCGGAAGACUCGAGAACCGUGUUGUCCUGUGAUGUGGAGUGUGGGCCUGUGUCUGAUGUGGUAGCAGGUCCCUCUGAGAAUUCCACAAGCAAAAGAGCUUUUCCAGAGUCAUCAACCAGUGUCAUACAGGAACACGGGACUAAACAUGCUUCCAAACGCAUGAGAUUGGGUGAGGCAGAGCCCCUCAGUUCUGAAGAGCAAGGCGUCCAUGAGUUCUCCGAAGUGGGGGUCCCGCCAGGUGAAACGGUGAAGGCGUCCUACCCGAAUGCCUGCGCAGAUGGAGACACGUGUCUUCCCAGCACCUUCUCCCCGCUCUGCAGGCUGAGCUCUGCGGCCACUGCUUCCCUGCAGACAGACACUGAGAAGAGGGCUGCUCAGGCAGUGGUCUCCCUGGGCUCGGAAGCAGAACCCCCCACGUCCCCGGAAGGUGCGGCUAGCACUGGUAUCACAGGGAGUGUCGGACCGGCUUUCACGUGCGGCACAUGCAAUCGCGUGUUUUCCUUGUCCUCGGAUCUGGAGAAGCACGCUGCAUGUCACGUGCCACCGUCCAGGGAACCUGCCCACUGCCCCCGUGGCCACGGAGUGGAGAGCAGCGCAGCAAUGCAGGUGCACGCCACACAGACUCCCGGGUCACGGACAGUCUUUUCCUGCGAUCUUUGUGGCUUUCAGUGUGUGGAAGAGAAACUUUUGAAUGCACAUUGUCUUGGAAAAACACAUCUCCGGCGUCAGAAUCUUGCUGCUCGGGGAGGCUUUGUGCAGAUCCUAACAAAACAACCUUUUCUUAAGAAACCAUGUACCGUCGGAACGAAAAAUGUUCGUGUGAAACCAAGAGCUUCUAAGCAAAUAGCAAAGAGCAGUGAUUCAAAAGGAGACAGGAAUGGUGGGAGCAGACUGAAAGAUUGCAGAGGCAGCCUUGCCAGGGGCGGCGGCAGCAGCGGGCUUCUGGCGGAGGCGAGGCCAUGCAGGAAUACUUCGCUAGAAAAGGGGGAGAUUGUCGGAGAAAAUGCCUCUUCCCUCGGCACAGCUCGAAAUCCUGAAAACCAGAGCAGACAGUUCGGAGCGUUAGCAGCCUCACAGGGUCUCUUAGAUAAACUGGAAUCUCCCAGAAAGACCCUGCAGGCAGCCCAUGGUGUCAGUGCCACCCCGAGACCAAGACCUGAGCGAAGUGUUCUCACUUUGGCUAAUAGCUUCCGACGACGAAGCGGCGCUUUCCCCUUAAAAGGCCAGGCCAAGAAAAGGUUUAAUCUUUUAGGAAUGAAUAAAAGAGGCACUAGUGAAACUCCCAGAAUAUGUACGAAACACUUGAGGACACAGAUGAAAACAGGUGAUGCAGAGUCCAUGCCCAAACAUGUAGAAAUGGGUGGUGGCGCCCACAGUCUGGGCUCAACUUCCUCAGAGACCCAGGACCCAAAGCAGGAUGAGAGAAAUGCUCACCCUGUGAGCACCUUUGACCCUCUGACAGUGAAGGCAGCCUCUGACUGCCAGACGUCAUGCACUGGUACAGACUGUGGCCAGGUGGCUACAAGCAGGACAGAGUUGGAAGGCCACAUGCAGAGGUGCCAUGCAAGAGAGGUGAGACUGUCCUGCCAGAUGUGUGACUUUUCCAGUGUGUCGAGGAGGGACCUACACGAACAUUUGCACAAUCACCAGCUUCAGCAAACUGGUUCUGCCCUCAGUUGUCAUUGCUGCUCGUUUAUUUCCUUGAAUGAAACAGAUCUUAGAGACCACAUGAAGGAAAAGCACAGUAUGGGUUUUCUUUGUUCUCUCUGUAAUCUGUUCUUCUUGUCUGAGGAGGACAUGGAGGAACACAACACAUCGGAGAAGCAUAUUCGCUUAUGUGUUCAACCCAAGACUUCUCAAUCCUUUAACAGUGAUUUGGUUUUACAGACUUUACCUUUAAGUACUUUAGAAUCAGAAAACGCAGCAGAGUCUACUGGUGAGUCAGGAAGAGCAGCUCAGGAAGACCCAGCUCAGCCCCGGGUAAGCCACGGGAGUGAAGGAAGGCACGCGAGUAAGCCUCAGUUUCAGUGCAAGAAGUGCUUUUAUAAGACUCGGUCUUCCACUGUUCUCACUCGGCACAUAAAGCUCCGGCAUGGCCAGGACUACCACUUUCUGUGUAAAGCAUGCAAUCUGUACUCACUGAGCAAAGAAGGGAUGGAGAAACACAUUAAGAGAAGCAAACAUCUGGAAAAUGCUAAGAAAAAUAAUCUUGGCUUAAGCUUCGAAGAAUGUAUCGAAAGGGUCUGUAUAGGUGCAAAUGACAGCAAAGAAGAGGUCACCGUUUCUGGAGAUGAAAGGGCAGAAGGCCAUGCCGAAGGCGUGCAGCUGCAGGGACACUCCUCUCUGCAGGAGAGCGAACUGUUUGCCCAGGAACAGCCACGGCCAGCUGUAGUCACCAAAGAGGAUGCGUUAGCUUUGACCGCUACUCCAAAGAGAGGGAGACCUAAAGGUAACAUCUCACGGACAUGUUCACACUGUGGCCUUUUGGCCUCCAGUAUUACAAACCUGACCGUUCACAUUAGACGAAAACACAGUCACCAAUACAGUUACUUAUGCAAAGUGUGCAAGUAUUAUACCGUAACUAAGGGAGACAUGGAACGUCAUUGUGCCACCAAGAAACACAAAGGACGUGUAGAAAUAGAAGCAAAUGGAAAGCAUAGUUCAGAUAUCAUUAUUGGCCCUGAAGGGGGUAAUCUUGAAGCCUGUAGUAGGAACACCACCAGUUCAGAUGAACAUGCUAAUAAGGCAGCUGAACCAGAUCCCUGCAUUUCAGAAAAACCAGGACAAGAGCAUGGAGAUCCUAUUGAAGUCGAAGUCGAAAAUGUAUAUCAUUCUACAGAUGGGGAAUCUAGCGGUCACCUUGUUGAUGAGAAGGAGCAGGUGUCUCUAGAAGCAGAGGACCUGAUGCAGCAGGGGGAAGCAUGCUCGCAGGCAGGGGCCCCGGGCACCAGUGAUAAUAAAUGUGCACACUGUGACUUCAGCGCUCACUCUUCUGCUUCCCUAGAACUGCACGUAAAACGGAAACACACAAAAGAAUUUUCGUUUUAUUGCAUGGCAUGCGAUUACUAUGCCGUGACUCCUCGAGAGAUGACCAGGCAUGCAGCAACAGAAAAGCACAAGGUGAAAAGACAGUCUUAUCUGAACUCUCCUGGCGUGGGAACAAGUCCUUCUGACAUGUCCAAACACGUCAUCAUACCCAAGGAGCAGCAUCAACAACAUUCUGAAGAAUUUCAGAUAAUUUCAGACCACUCACCUGAAACUCUUAAAGCUAGAACUGCUGCUGGUUGUUAUGAGAAUACUAACUUAGACAUGUCUAAAGUACUCUGUGUUCCUGACUCUGUAGAAGUUGAGACUGAAGAAGAAUCUAAUCUCAGUGAAGAUCCUUCCUUUUGUGAAACUUUCCAACAGCCCCUUGCCAAGGAUAAAGUUAAGAGACCUGAGGAGAUGGGGACCCUUAACAUUUCCUCUGAUGGCUCCCCAAGCAAAUUUCAGAAUGAAAAUUCAGAAAGCUCAGCUUUGAAUUACGAGACAGCAAAGAAUAAUCACAGUCGGUUGAGUGACAUGAGCGAUCCAAGUGCACAUUGUGAGAGUGACGGAGGGAAUGGAGGAGACCACGCAGGUGAGAUCCUCAGCAAACACGGAUGUCCUGGAGCUCUGGAUGGAGCCCAUGCAGCUGAAGGCACCAUCCCUGUUGUGAUGAGAAUGACGGGAGGACAGCUAAACCUGGACAGCUGUGGUCAAGACCAAGUUGGACAUGUGCAGAGGUCAGCGGAUUUGAAAGCUGUGCAAGAAGAUCCUGGUCUGGAAAAUAAGGAAAUUCUGUUGAAUUCCCAACAUGCAACUGAAAUUAUUUUGGAAGAGGACGGUCCAGCUUCUGAUAGCACAGUGGAAAGUAAUGAUGUUUAUGAAACUAUAAUUAGCAUUGAUGGUAAAGGACAGGCCAUGUAUAGCUUUGGCCGGUUUGAUUCUUCCAUAAUAAGAAUAAAGAACCCAGAAGAUGGUGAAUUGACAGACCAGCCUGAAGAGGGUCUGAUAGCAACAGAAGUGAGAAUGAUUGAGUCACCAUUAAAAGACUGUGUUCAAGGUGUGAAAAAGAGGAAAUCGGAAGGCAGCUCCUAUGGCGAAUCCACACGAAUCCGCUGUGAUGAUUGUGGUUUCUUAGCAGAUGGGUUGAGUGGCCUGAACGUUCACAUAGCCAUGAAGCACCCUACAAAGGAGAAACACUUCCAUUGUUUGCUGUGCGGAAAGUCCUUUUACACAGAGAGCAACCUGCACCAGCACUUGGCGAGUGCUGGCCACAUGAGAAAUGAACAGGCCAGCGUGGAAGAGCUUCCGGAGGGCGGGGCCACCUUUAAAUGUGUCAAGUGUACAGAGCCCUUUGAUUCGGAGCAGAAUUUAUUUCUGCAUAUUAAAGGGCAGCAUGAGGAACUGCUCCGGGAGGUGAAUAAGUACAUAGUGGAAGACACUGAGCAAAUCAACCGUGAGCGAGAGGAGAAUCAGGGGAAUGUCUGCAAGUACUGUGGCAAGAUGUGUCGCAGCAGCAAUUCCAUGGCGUUCCUGGCCCACAUCCGCACUCAUACAGGAUCAAAACCAUUCAAGUGCAAGAUCUGCCACUUCGCAACAGCUCAGCUCGGUGAUGCCAGAAACCACGUCAAAAGGCACCUCGGGAUGAGGGAGUACAAGUGUCAUGUGUGUGGGGUUGCUUUUGUAAUGAAGAAGCACUUAAACACUCAUCUGCUCGGCAAACAUGGAGUUGGCACCCCAAAAGAAAGGAAAUUUACAUGCCACUUGUGUGAUCGAAGCUUCACCGAGAAGUGGGCCCUGAACAACCACACGAAGCUGCACACGGGAGAAAAGCCGUUCAAGUGCACGUGGCCCACCUGCCACUACUCCUUCCUCACGGCCUCGGCCAUGAAGGACCACUACCGGACUCACACAGGCGAGAAGUCAUUCCUGUGCGACCUCUGUGGCUUCGCGGGUGGGACCCGGCACGCCCUCACCAAACACCGCCGCCAGCACACAGGAGAAAAGCCUUUCAAAUGUGACGAGUGUAACUUCGCCUCCACCACCCAGUCCCACCUGACUCGGCACAAGCGGGUGCACACGGGAGAGAAGCCCUACCGGUGCCCCUGGUGUGACUACAGGUCAAACUGUGCUGAAAACAUCCGCAAGCACAUCUUACACACCGGCAAGCACGAGGGCGUCAAGAUGUACAACUGCCCCAAGUGCGACUACGGCACCAACGUCCCCGUGGAGUUCCGGAACCACCUGAAGGAGCAGCACCCCGACAUCGAGAACCCCGACCUGGCCUACCUGCACGCAGGCAUUGUUUCCAAGUCCUACGAAUGCCGGCUGAAGGGCCAGGGGGCCACGUUUGUGGAGACGGACAGCCCGUUCACCGCGGCCGUGCUGGCGGAGGAGUCCCCGGUGAAAGACAGGCCCCUGCGGGGCGGCCGGAGGCCGGCGGCGGCUGCCGAGCAGGUCCAGCAGGUCAUCAUCAUCCAGGGCUACGACGGGGAAUUCGCCCUCGACGGCUCCGUGGAGGAGACGGCCGCAGCCACGCUGCAGACGCUGGCGCUGGCCGGCCAGGUGGCCCGGGUAGUGCACAUCACCGAGGACGGGCAGGUCCUCGCCGCCAGUCCCAGCGGGGCGCAUGUGGGCAGCGGGGCCCCCGGGCCGGUCCUGUCGGAGCAGCUGGCAGAGGAGGCCACCCAGGUGGUGGUGGUGGGGGGCUCGAUGGAAGGCCACGUAACGGAGCCCCUCAGCCCGGGAGGCGCCGUGAUACAACAGGUGACCAAGCAGGAGACCCUAGACCUCAGCGAGGCCGCCGUCCCCCCGCCGGACGCAGCCUCUGCCCUGGACGCCCUGCUGUGUGCCGUCAGCGAGUUGGGGGGGGCGGAGGGCAGAGCUGGGCCUGACAACAAGGGCAGGGCUGGCCCCAGAGAGGUGCUGGUCCAGCUGCCCGGGCAGGAGGCGCCCCCCACGGCCCCCCAGCCCGCGGCUGCCGAGGUCCACAUGUUCCGGGACGUGGAGGGGAGCCCAGCCGCCACGGAGCCCGUGGAGGUGCUCACCCAGGUGGUCCGGCCCUCGGCCAUCCUCACCCCGCAGGAGCGCGCCCAGGUGGCCUUCAAGAAAGUGGUCCAGGGGGUCCUCCAGCUCGCCGUCUGCGACUCGGCGGCGGCCGGCCAGCUCAUGAAGGAGGGCGUCACGCAGGUCAUCGUGAACGAGGAGGGCACCGUGCACAUGCUGGCCAGGGAGGGCUCGCAGAUCAUCAUGCAGGAGGCCGAGGCCCACGGGCAGCAGGUGGGCCUGGCGGAGCCGGACGGUGAGAUCUCCCAGAUCAUCGUCACUGAAGAGCUGGUCCAGGCCAUGGUCCAGGAGUCGGGCGGGGACUUUCCCGAGGGCGCCACCCAUUACAUUGUGACAGAGCUGCCGCCGGGGGUGCAGGAGGAGGCAGCCAUGUACUCCCACACCGUGAUAGAGGCAGCCGACCCCCAGGAGAGCCUGCCGGCCGAGGCCCUGGUCCCCAGUGGGACCGAGCAGUUGACAAGCAUGGUCAUCUACACCCAGGAGGGCUCCCCGGCAGCCACGGUCAUUCAGAGCCAAAGAGAGAGUCACGAACUCCAAGAAGCCUGAGGCACAGGGCAGGCGUGGGACCCCAGCACCCGUGGGCACCUGCUCCGUGAACAGCGGUGACGACGCGGCUCGGAGGAGCACUGA
Messenger RNA from Molossus molossus (Pallas's mastiff bat), 6889 nucleotides. It is a transcript of the gene ZNF407, whose product is annotated as zinc finger protein 407. Gene Ontology annotation, molecular function: zinc ion binding; nucleic acid binding. Lineage: Eukaryota; Metazoa; Chordata; Mammalia; Chiroptera; Molossidae. Gene Ontology annotation, biological process: regulation of gene expression. Gene Ontology annotation, cellular component: nucleus. Bases 116 to 6805 code for a protein of 2229 amino acids. The transcript is spliced from 9 exons. The record is from RefSeq and is a predicted model, not a curated record.